CUCGUCGUCUUGCACGGCGAGGCGCUUAGGCCGUAACGAUGCCCGACCACCCAACGACAUCAUGGCAGGCCAUGCAAGAUGGCAAGGUCUUCUAUCGCAAGCAGCAGCUGUACAUGAUACCCGACAAACUGCCCAAUCUCGCCGACUACAUCGUUGCAGGAUGUCGGUAUGGUGGUCCCCUCGCUUUAAUGCGAGAUAACACGAAGAUGAUUGCGCUUGGACGCGCUGCACCCACGUUCCAAAAGGCCGAAAUACGCAUCUACUCCGCCUCGGGGGAUGGAUUGCUACUAUUCACUUGGAAUCAAGGCCGCAUCAUCCGCUUUGGAUGGACACACGACGAGCGGCUAGUCGUGCUGAACGAGGAGGGCGUGUACCGGAUCUAUGACCUUCAGGGCGAAUACGAGCAAUACUCGCUCGGCAGCGAGGCCGGCGAACUUGGCGUCAUCGAUGCGCAGAUCAUGGAGAGCGGUCUGGUCGCUCUGACGGGGUCGCUGUCUCUGCUUGAGGUCAAGGGAUGGACGGGGUCGCGCCCGGUGACGCUGGCGAAUCCAGGUCUCAUCGAGCCCCCCUCCGCCUGGGCAGUCAUCCCACCCGACUACACAAGCUCCCGUCACGUCGAGGUCCUGCUCUCCGUCGACUCCACCAUCUACACCGUCGACAACCUCGAGUGCAUCGACCAACGCUUGUCGCGCGGCCCCUUCACGCAGAUUGCGCCUUCGCCCAAGGGACAGAACCUCGCGCUCCUCACGUAUACAGGAACUCUGCUCGUUGUGUCGUCGGACUUCCAGCGCAGCUUCACUGAGUUCGACACGACCAAUGUGCCGGGCGCGGAGGGGAACGUGCGGCAGGUGGCGUGGUGCGGAGACGACGCGAUCCUGGUAACCUGGGAGUCGCUGGUGGUUUUGGUCGGACCGUUUGGCGAUACGCUGCAGUUCUUCUAUCCCGGUUCGACCUUCGUCGUAACAGAGCCAGAUGGCAUACGCGUCGUUGGACCAGACGUCUGCGACUUCAUCCAGAAAGUGCCGGCACCUUCACUGUCCGUCUUCCGGCCUGGGUCCACCUCCCCUGCGGCCAUCCUGUACGAUGCAUGGGAGAGCUUCUCCCACCGCUCGUCUAAGGCACAUGAGAGCAUAAAGAACAUCCGUCCCGACCUCGCUGCCGCAGUGGACGAGUGCAUAGCUGCUGCUGGUCAGGAAUGGGAGCCGUACUGGCAGCGCAGGUUGCUGAAUGCUGCUAAACUCGGCCGCGGAUUCCUCGACCUUUACGACCCAACUGACUUCGUGCGCAUGGGCUGCACGCUGAAAGUCCUCAACGCAGUGCGCUUCUAUGAGAUUGGCAUACCACUUACCUAUGCGCAAUAUACCCACACCUCCCCCUCCCACCUCAUCGCCCGCCUCACCUCCCGAAAUAUGCACCUCCUCGCCCUCCGCAUCUCUUCCUUCCUCGAUCUCAAGCCCGACACCGUCCUACGACAUUGGGCGAGUGCGAAGAUCGCGCGGUCGCGCUCAUCGUCGACCGGUGAUGAAGGCGGCGGAGCAGGCGGGCGCGAUGCAGACGACGAGGUCUGCAGGACAAUCGUGGAGAAGUUCGAAGCAUUGGGCGGAGCGGAGGUCAGCUAUGCAGACAUUGCGAAGCGGGCGUGGGAGGUAGGGAGGGCGGGAUUGGCCACGAAGCUUUUGGACCAUGAGCCAAGGGCGAGUGAUCAGGUGCCGUUGUUGUUGACCAUGAAGGAGGAUCGACUGGCCUUGGAGAAGGCGGUGGAUAGCGGGGAUACUGACCUCGUCUACCAAGUCCUGCUGCACCUUCACAAACGGCUGCCCCUCGGCACGUUCUUCCGCCUCAUCGAAGACGGUGGGCCCAAGCUUGCCCUUGCCAGCCGCUUGUUGCAAGUGUAUGCGCGGGAACAGGACAAAGAGAUGCUCCGGGACUUCUACUACUCGGACGACCGGAGAGUCGAAAGCGCAGUGCUGUCGUUGGAGGAGGCGGCGACUAUGCAGGAUCCAGAAUCAAAGAUCACUGCGGUGAAGGCAGCGCAGAAAUUCUUUUCGGAGGACAAGGAUCGAGCAUUUGAGGCCAAGAUGAUGGAUGAGAGCGUACGCCUGAUGACGCUGCAACAGCAGCUAGAGAAAGAGACAGAUGGGCGGGUGACGUUCUUCGGGUUGACUGUCAACGAGACCAUUCGUGCAUGCCUUACGAACGGUCUCUCCAAGCGCGCAGACAAGAUCAAGUCGGACUUCAAGGUCCCCGAUAAGAGAUUUUGGUACACCAAACUCUACGCUCUUACCUCUGUCCGGGACUGGGAAGCCCUCGACACCUUUGCUAAGUCGAAGCGCAGUCCCAUUGGGUACGAGCCCUUCGUACGGCACCUCAUCGAGAAGGGCCACCCCACGCAGGCGGUGCCGUACGUCGCGCGGUGUGACUCGCCAAAGCGGGCGGACCUAUAUGUGGAGUGCGGGGAGUGGCGAAUGGCGGGACAGGCGUGCAAGGAAAGAGGAGACAAGGCAAAGCUAGAGGAGCUCAGGAGGAAAUGUCCGAAUUCGAUGAUCGAGCGGGAACUAGCGCAGAUUGCGACGACUAUGAAGUAGCGGAUGAAUUUGCAUUUGGAGCGGUCAGCAUCAGCUGUUCUGUGAUACGAGUGUGGUUGCUUGAUUGAUGUCCGUGUUGUAUUGACCGAACCUCUGCCUCGGACGCAAAUCCAGUAAGCCUUUCCCUUCAUCAUCGGCGCUUAUUGUGCCUAUUCAAUCGUCUGCGC
Messenger RNA from Schizophyllum commune H4-8, 2752 nucleotides. Its product is annotated as vacuolar protein sorting-associated protein 16. Gene Ontology annotation, molecular function: actin binding. Gene Ontology annotation, biological process: intracellular protein transport; endosomal transport; vacuole fusion, non-autophagic. The transcript has 13 exons. NCBI's taxonomy places the organism in Eukaryota, Fungi, Basidiomycota, Agaricomycetes, Agaricales, Schizophyllaceae. Gene Ontology annotation, cellular component: HOPS complex; lysosomal membrane; cytoplasm. The record is from RefSeq and is a predicted model, not a curated record. Bases 39 to 2585 code for a protein of 848 amino acids.